GCCGUGCACUGAAAGCUGAGGGUGGGGCUUGCCUUGACCCAUGGAACAAAAAUGUGAGGCUGAGGGGUUGUUGGGAAAGUGGAUGACCACGGGAAGCACCGGCCACACAUUUCACCGGGGACACAAAAAAGAAGCGGACAAAAAGGAUUUUUAGUGAUGACGAAGAAGAUGUGAUGGAAGCGUAGCAGGAUUUGUGAGAAGAAGGCAGGGCGUGCAUUUGAGAUAACAGCAAGUAGCACUCUUCUCACUUCCUCGCCUGCCGCCGGCCAAGGGACAAAAUGCUCCUUCCAUUCAUCUUUCAAGUGCUCCUGCUUCUGUGCUCCCUCACUGUUGCUGUUCAGACGUGUCCUGGUGGAUGCCAAUGUGAAGGCAACCAAAUCUUAUGCAUUGGAAUCUCAGAUGUCCCUCCCUUUCCUCCAUCUACCACUGCUAUCUACCUUUCCAAUUGUAGCAUCUCCUCUCUGAAACCAGAGGCCCUUACUUCUCUGUCAGAUGUCUUGAGCAUUUGGCUUGAAAACUGUACUUUGGGGGAAGUUCAACCCGGCACGUUUGAUUCCACUGUGAACCUUCAGUCUUUAGUGGUUACUGGAACAGAACUGCAAGAUCUUCCAGAGGCCUUGUUCCAGAAUCUUCCGAAGCUUGAGACUCUGAAAAUGAACAGCAACAAGAUCCUCCUACUCCGACCAAAAUGGUUCUUCCAAAUCAAAAGUCUUACUGCCCUUGAUCUGAGUAAGAACCAGUUGACCUCAAUACCAGUGGAAACCUUUAACCCUCUGAAAGAACUGGAGUACCUUUUGCUAGCAGGAAAUUCUAUUGGUGGGCUACCAAGUGGGGUAUUCAAGGGGCUUUCGAAGCUCAAGUACAUUCGGCUAAACAAAAAUUUAAUAGUAGAAUUUCCUAGCGGAAGUUUUGACGGCCUUGAAAACCUGACAGAACUUUCCCUACAAGACAAUCAUAUCACUCAUCUCCAGCACGACCUGUUCUCAAAGACUCCCAACCUCCAAAAGCUGUUCCUUUCCAACAACAAACUGAGAACUCUCCCACAAGGACUCUUCUUACAUCUUCCCCUCCUAGCUCAGAUAUCCUUGUAUGAAAACCAGUUGGAAAGUUGUAGUCCCGGUGUGUUUGGUCCCAUGGCCCUGCAGGAGUUGUGGCUGUAUGACAACAAGCUGAGACAAGUAGAGGAUGACACCUUUAAAAAUUUGACUCAGUUGCGACUCUUGGUGCUCAGCCGUAACCAGAUUAGCGAUGUGUCUACCAAUGCCUUCCAAGGGUUGGAACAGAUAGGAGAAAUAUCACUUCACACAAAUCUGCUGAGGACUUUGCACGCUGGAACAUUCCAAGGUCUUCCUCGGCUGGUAAACAUUUCCUUGGAGCACAACUUCAUCAGUCAUCUACCUGUUGGUUUUCUCAAAGGCUUGAGUCACUUGGGACAGAUUGACCUGAAAAACAACUCCCUUCAAAACCUGCCACAGGAAAUUCUAGAUGCCAUCUCUGUGGCAGAAGAGAUACUUCUGCAGCAGAACCCCUGGAGGUGUGACAAGGACAUCCUGCCUCUGAAGAACUGGCUGACAAAGCACCCAUCCAAAACCAACCAGACCCAAGUGGUGUGUGACUCUCCUCUCAGUCUGAGUGGGGAGAUAAUUGUCAUGCUGACAGAGGAGGACUGGAUGCUGCAGAGUUCCACGCAGCUGACACCACUGACCUCGACGGAGAAGAGGAGCAAACCACCUGCUGUAAACACCACGUCUUCCACGGAGAACGGCAAGGGACCAGUUUCUAACCGUACUUCGGUCAUCCUGAUUGUCAUCGCAGUUGUGGCCACAGUCAUCAUCAGCGCCGCCAUCAUCGGAUGUGUUUGCUGGAGAAAGAACAAGAAAGGAAGGGGAAAUAUUGGACACAGGAGUAGGAACUCUGUGUUGUAGAUGAAUGUCCGACCUAAUCGAGUCAAAGCACCAAAUUGCACACUGGAACGCCGACAUAGGAUGUCUUUUUUGCAUUUAAAAGUGACUCAUUUACUGCACACCUGUAACAACCAGCAUGCACUUUGGUGUCUACAUCAGGAGGCGUCAACAUGGAAGUAAAUUAACACAGGAUACAAGAAUAUGUAUCUUUUCCAAGGCCUGUUUUUAAGACAAAAAACGUUUGCAUCAGCAGUAAAGAGGAUAUCCAUCAAUCCAUCCACCCAUCUUCUUCCGCUUAUCCAAAGGUUGGUUCAUGGGGCCAGCAGCUCUCCCCAGGCACUUGGUCCAGCUCUUCCCGGAGGAUCCCGAGGCAUUCCUAGGCCAGCCGGGGUCCAUAGUCUUACCAAUAAGUCCUGGGUCUCCCCCGUGGCCUCCUACUGGUUGGACAUGCCCUAAACACCUCCCUAGGGAGGCGUUCGGGUGGCAUCCUGACCAGAUGCCCGAACCACCUCAUCUGGCUCCUCUCCAUGUGAAGGAGCAGUGGCUUUACUUUGAGCUUCCCCCGGAUGGCAGAGCUUCUCGCCCUAUCUCUAAGGGAGAGACCCGUCACCCAGCGGAGGAAACUCAUUUGGGCCGCUUGUACCCGUGAUCUUGUCCUUUCGGUCAUAACCCAAAGCUCAUGACCAUUGGUGAGGAUGGGAACGUAGAUCGACCGGUAAAUUGAGAGCUUUGCCUUCCGGCUCAGCUCCUUCUUCACCACAACGGAUCGAUACAGCGUCUGCAUUACUGAAGACGCCGCACCGAUCCAUCCGCCUGUCGAUUUCACGAUCCACUCUUCCCUCACUCUUGAACAAGACUCCAAGGUACUUGAACUCCUCCACUUGGGACAGGGUCUCCUCCCCAACCCAGAGAUAGCACUCCAUCCUUUUCCGGGCAAGAACAAUGGACUCAGACUUGGAGGUGCUGAUUAAAUCUCUUAAAAUGUAUUAUAUUAAUAGUUAUAUCUCGAAUGACACCCUGUUUGUGUCCUAGCUACGCAGGACUGUCUCAGAAAUUUAGAAUAUUGUGAUAAAAGUCCUUUAUUUUCUGUCAUGCAACUAAAAACAUGAAAACGUCAUACAUUCUGGAUUCAUUACACAUCAACUGAAAUAUUGCAAGCCUUUUAUUAUUUUAAUAUUGCUGAUUAUGGCAUACAGCUUAAGAAAACUUAAAAAUCAUAUCUCAAAAAAAACUAAGUAAAAAAAAAAGAUUUAUAACAGUAAAACAAAAUCAAACAUUUGAAAAUGUCUUACUGCACUCAGUACUUGGUUGGGAGUCUUUUUGCACGGAAUACAGCAUCAAUGCGGCGUGGCAUGGAGGCAAUCAGCCUGUGGCAUUGUGGAGGUGUUAUGGAUGCCCAGGAUGCUUCAAUAACGGCCUUUAGCUCAUUUGCAUUAUUGGGUCUGGUGUCUUUCAGCUUCUUCUUCACAAUACCCGACAAAUUCUCUAUGGGGUUCAGGUCAGGGGAGUUGGCAGGCCAAUGGAGGACAGUAAUGCCAUGGUCAGUACACCAGUCACUGCUGGUUUCGGCACUGUGGGCAGGUGCCAGAUCAUGCUGGAAAUUGAAAUCAUCAACGACUGGAACGACUGGAAGUAAGGAAAGGGAAAUCAUUCGGCGCCACCUGCUGGUUUGUGCGUAGAAAUCUCAUGACCUUUAAUAUUAGACAAUGCGCCCGACUGCAACUGAGAUAGGCUCCAGCACCCCCUGGGACCCCAAAAAAGGGACAAGCGGUAAAAAAUGGAUGGAUGGAUGGAUAUGCCUUUUUCAGACUGUUUGCCAUGUUUGCAUAUACUCUCGUAUUCGGGCCUAUAUGGGUCUCUUUCCUGUGGGUAAAUUCCCAAUUAUUGUUUUUCAAAUUAAAUGUUCUCUUGAGAACCAG
Nerophis ophidion (straightnose pipefish) is the source of this 3823-nucleotide messenger RNA. RefSeq names its product leucine-rich repeat-containing protein 15-like. Gene Ontology annotation, molecular function: protein binding. The coding region runs from base 279 to 1925 and encodes 548 amino acids. The record is from RefSeq and is a predicted model, not a curated record. NCBI's taxonomy places the organism in Eukaryota, Metazoa, Chordata, Actinopteri, Syngnathiformes, Syngnathidae. The transcript has 2 exons.